AUGCUCAGUGCGAUCCCCUCUUCUCUCUGCUGUUGCUUUUACCGUCAACGCUUCCUCUAUCUCUUCAUCUCUCUCGACCUCCUCUGCCUGUCGCUGCUGUUGCCGGUGGCGGCAAUGCGGAUCCGUGUCUUCAUCUCAUUGAUCCGAUGGGACGCACACACACACACACACACACACACACGCAGACGCGCACGGCUCCUUCAAGGUGGAUUGGAGGAGCACCAUCGUUUCGAAUUGAACGCGGCCAUCGCACUCGUCCGUCGAUCCGUCGACCCCCUCCCCUCUCCACGGCGCUUCGCUCUCCUGUGCGCUUGCCGACUUCGCACGGUCUGCUUGCGUCAUCGGCUCUCCUCACUUCCCCCGGGCACUUUGCCGCGACGUUGGCUGCCACCGUCACCAGCCUCAUCACUGCUCGCGUUAUCAACCCGCACCAUCAGCGCUGGCCGUGGUCGCGUCUGCGCAUCUCUGCUCAAAACACACUCUGUAUGCACAUCGUGGGCUGUGUGUCCAGUGAUGGAGCGCACUGAGUUUGUUGACAGCACCUACAGGGGCGGCGGUGGCGGCCGAGGUGGAGAAGCCCUCCUGAUGAACGAGUCGUCCUCGCUGCAGCGCACGGCCAGGGCCCGAGCCCACGCAGCGCAGUACCUCAUGGACAUCGAAAACGCGUGUAUGCCGCUGUUGCCCGAUGACCCGGAGAAGCGCAUCUCGCUGCAUCGGCAGCUGCGUGGACGUUACAACCCCACACAGAUCCCCCUCUCCUCUCUCUCGUGCGCCGCCUACCUUAGCGCCAGCGACGUCGCACAGUUGGCGGCGCUGUUCCGCCAGUACAGCUUGUUUUCCAGCGAGGUGGUCAACACCCUCGACAGGGACGACAGCAGCGGCGGCGGCAGCGGCAAAACCAGUGCAGAGGGGAAGGGCAAGGCUGCGGUGGCGGCGGCAGCGACGGCGACAUCGGCGAAGGCGCCCAAGAGUCGACCCCGAUCUUUCGGGCGCGACAGCGAAGCGACUCCGCAGUCGCCCUCCACGGUCUGUCCUACAGUAGCAGCUGCUCCUCGGCCUCCCGUGGUGCUGGAUGCUAUGCAUGGCAAGACUGGCAUGGGAGUGCUCCAGUGUGUCGCGCGGCAACGGCGACCGCCUGCAUCACCGCCCGAACGCCCCUUGAGUUCCGCCUCGCCCUCGGCUGCUGGUUUCGUGGCCGCUGCCGCUGGGGCGGCUGUAACGCCUUCAUUCUCCGCGUCGCCCAGUGUGAGAAGGGCGGAGGGGGAGCCGGUAGCGCGUACACUGACAGAAAUGGCGGCAGCGGACCGGCGCGAGCUAGCGGAGCCCUUUACCAGCGAAAGCAAUGACGCUGCCUUGACCACGGGCUGGCUUGUGGAGCUGCUGCUGGAGAUGGUGAUUGAGAAUUCCGCCCACUCGGCAAACGCCAGUGUUGGGGGCGGUGGGGCUGCGUCUGCGGCAGCAGGGGUCGCAUCGGGACAGACGCUGACGCCCCCUGGUGCAUCACUGCCUCAGCCGCGGCCCAGCACAGGCAGUCAUCAUCACUACAACAACGGCAACGUCACUCACGUGGCGCCGGCGUGCUUCAACUCCGCGACGAUGGUUUGCCAGACUCGUCGCCACGACGCGCGUGUGGAUCAGCUGCGCUGCUUCAAGGCAGAGUUGACCGCCUGGGCAGAGCGCCUCGCCCAAAAAUGCGAUGAGCGCGAGCACCGGGCAGCGUGGCAUCAGUGCGUUGCGCAGGAAGAAGUCCUGCAACGCUACCAAGCAUGUGUCCUGCAGAGCCAGGCGUCAAGGCUAAUGGGCGCCUCGUCGACUGGUGCACCUGGCGGCACUGCUGGAGCGCUCUCCUCGCGUCCCAAGAUGCUGAGCUUCGUGAACUUCGAACCUGCAGGUACGCUGGCGAACAGCAAGGUCGGCAGCAGUGUGUCCCCGUGCCGCAACGGCGGCGCUGGCGGACGUAGCAACGUUAGCUGGGGGCCGUCGCACGUGGUCAAAGUCGUUUCGCCUGAUGCGACGAAGACUCCUACAACACGCAGCACUCUAUGCCCAUCACCGCCGGGCUCAGCUGCAAGGCUGAUCGAACCGUCUGGGGACCCUCAGUCGAACACGCUCCACGCUGCAGCGGAGCAGCAGCCAGAGAUCAGCACUCACUCGGACACCAGCGACGCCGACGAGGUACUUUCGAUGCACAACAACGACAACGCUGGUGGCCUCGCGCAUCCCUCUUUUCCAGUGGAGAUGCUCCACUCCACCGUCUCCUCCUUGGCCGGCUCAAUGGCGGUCUUGCCAUCCAACGCCGCCGGACUUGGAGCGAGUGUGGCGCCGCCGUCCAUGAGUGUAUCCGUCACCGGGGUGAACGGUGCCGCUGCGGAUCAAAGCCUGCUGGCAGCAAAGGCGCGACUCACAGCCCCUGCCUUGAAGGACCUGCUGCAGCAGCCAGCACAGCUGUACGCGUAUCUAUGGACAUCGAGUGCGGCAGCGAGGCUGGCGGAGGGGGAGGAAAGGUGUCAGCAUCACCAGCGCGUGCGGAUGGUGCGCGGCGCACAACCGCCGCCGAGCCGCGGCGGAGAUAAGUCUACCAGCGGCAGCAGCGCGAGCCCCACAGAGAGUGCCGUGGGCACUCGACGCAGCCGCGCCGCUGCAGUGCAGCAUCUUGUGUGCUGGAGCGACGUCGCAAGCAACCUGCUAAUGGGACUGGAGACGACGUGGCUGUCGCAGCGGCAUGAUGCGGCCUAUGCGCGGGUGCCGACGGCGCUGCUGGAGGAUCUGUCGGAGAUGACCGCGCCCAAGAGAGGCGGGUCGAGCCACCACAUCGGCGCCGGCAGCGAUGCGCACACCGUGCCGCGCUCAUUCACCAGUACCCAUGAGGAUGGAAGUGACGACGACAGCGACUCACUCGACGAUGGUGUGGCGCUCGGCGGCGGCGCUAACAGUGGUGCCGGGGUUGCAGGGAGCGGUCAAGCGUGUCGGCGCCGGCUGCACAAAAGCGGGCUCGGCAAUGACGCUGUUGCACUGCAGCAGCGGGCGGUGCUGUUCAACAGCCUCGGCGCGGCUGCCGAGACCACCCUUGGUGCCCUUCAUAGUGAGGCAGCAGAUCACAUUCUCGCCUCCCCGACGUGGAAGUACACUGUCACCAGCAGCAAGGACGGCCUCCUCAAGGUGUGGGACACCACCAGCGGCCAGUUCGUGUCCACGAUCCUGAACAUUGGACAGUCCUGGGUGCUCACCAUGACAUUCCUGCAUAGCGGCGAGUUUCUCAUGGUGGCGACGAGCGCGGCGGAGAUCACCGUCGUGAACUUUCCGGCUGGUGGAGUGCUGCUCAAGCUGCGUGGCUGCACCUCACUGGCAACGGCGGUGCCGCAGGUCAAGCAGCCGUCUACAUUCUUCACAAAGCGCUAUGGGCUGAAGCCUGGCGAGUGUGGCCGGCACAAGCCGACGUGCAGCGACGGCGGUGGCUGGCUCGGAGCAGCGGCGGCCGCCCGGCUCAUGGAAUACGCGGAGGGUGAGAGCGAGCCGAUUGUGGCGCGGCCCAUCGUGGGCUACGUCACGCCCACGUCCGCCUUCUUUGACGCCGAGAUGGGCUUCUUCUUUUUUGGGACCAUGAGUGGCAUGGUCGGCUGCGUGGACCUGACGGCGGUCUUGUCACGCACAGCCCUGCACGCCGCCGCUGCCGGCGCUGGGUGGGCGUACCCGCUGCAGGUGUACGGCGCCGUCCUCGCCCAUCCGGAGGUGCUUCCGCCGGAAAUGGGCGCCGCGUCGACGCCUGCGUCAGAGAUGCCGUUGCCGUCUCUCGAUUCCACCGCGACCUACUCCCGUUUGCCCGCCGUUGGCCACCGCAAAACGCGAAUAUCGUCGCCGUUCUCGUUGGCCGCCGCGGGGAUGACCGCGGCCACCACUAGUGGUGGUUUGCCAGUGAACGGUCUCUUCUUCUGUGGCGUGGGCCACUGCAUCAUCUCCUCCGACCCCGACGGCGGCAUCAUGCGCACUUCCUUCACGGCCGCCGCCGACACCCUCGACUACGCUCUUGGCACUCCAACGAUGGUAAUGGCAACUGCGAAGCCGAUUCGCUUCAUGGUGAGCUGCGCCAGUGGCCGCCGCUUCGUCACGGUACACAGCGACCGCCGCGCCUUCUUGUGGGCUGUCGGCCGCACCUUGACGGAGUGCGUUCACCAGUACCCGCAGGAGGCGUACGACAUCAUUGAUGUCUGCUUCAUGCCACCACAUCAGCAGGUGGCCAUGCUCAUGUCAGACCACAGCAUCCGCAUCUACGACGAAAGGGGGUCGCGUCCCUUGACCUCCAUCCUACCUCCGCGCGGGUCGAGCAGCCGAGUCGAGGACAUGGCCUCCAUGACCCUCAAGUGCUCUGCCAACGACGUUGAUGGCUGCUUGACAUACUUGCAGACGACGCAGCGACUGGUCUGUGGGCUCCGCGGUCCCGUCCUGUAUGAGCCUGCCGCGCGCGCGCCAGCGCGGGGCGGCGCCUCGAUCAGCACCGUCGAGGCUCUCGAGAUGCCGGCGGCGACUGAUAUGCCAGAGAGGAACUCGAACCCAACUGACGCGGGUGCUGCGUCGUCGACCGAGGGAAUGCAGGUGGAGGAGGUGACUUUGCCCCCGUCGUUGUCGUCGCUGGGGUCGUCGCUGUCGCUGCCUCCCUUGCCGCAGUCGGCCUUGCCCUUCUCUACGCCAACCUCCACCGCUCUCGCAGCGACACAGAAGGCGACGACUCUCUCGCCGCGGCGCUCGCGCAUCGCGUCCGUCUCCGCGUCGAUGGGCUCUUCCACCUACGGUGGGAUGCGCGGCGUGGGGGGCGACACCGCCGGCAUCGAGACGGAAAAAGCGAAGGCUGCUGCUGCGGCGGCGCAGGAGGAGGUGUGGCGCCAACGCCAGCUGAACGCAGCUCUGCAUAAGUGCCAUCAGCGGCUGCAACCCCAUCAGACCCACUCCUCGGCCGUUAUUGGGCUCCUGCUCGACCCCGGGCGCGGCGAGCUGCACAGCUUCAGCACCGACACGUGGUGCGUGUGGUACUACGAGACAGGUAAGCGCCUCCGUGCGCCUCUGCAUGUGCCGCGCGCGGCGGAGAAGGAGCUGGCGGUACGCAGUCGGCGUGCGCUCCUGACGUGCUGCAGUUGGAGCACUGAGGGGCGCACGCGUGUGCUGGUGGGCACACGCGACAGCCGAGUGCUGACGCUGGACGCACGCCUCGUCUCCGUCAUGAGCGCGACGGACCCAUUCACGCGGAGUGUCAGAGGUCCGACGUCAGGCGCUAGCAGCCCCAUGCUCCUUGCAGACAAAGACGUUGGCGUAAUCUCCAGCACUGGGUGCCGCACACUGCUGUGCAGCGGUCACGUGUGCGAGGUCCGCCGGUACGAGGUCACGGGUCCACCGAAGCCCAGCGGAGAGGAGAAUUUCAUUUCUAUGCGAGUGGAGCUGCCCUCUACGUCGACAGCUGUCGCGCCGUCGCCAACGCACGGUGGUGGCACCGUCGCCACUGUAGCCCCCGCAGCGGCGGCAGUCAAGGACACGAAGUGCACCACAAGCGCCACCCGUGGCGGCUGCAGCGAUACCACGAUCACUGCCUGCUGCGUGGUGCGGGAGUCUCACCUGUGCCUUGGCACGGCUGACACACAGCUGUUCUUCUACCGCAUGGUCGACCGCAGCAGCCCCGUACACGUGGAGGUGCUGUGCGACGCGCACGGGGUGCCGGACGUCGGCCGCGUUGUGAGUCUGAACUACCUCAACGACCUGGCGCACGACAUGCUGCUCGCCGUCGUCGACACCGGGAUCCUCUUCCUGUAUUCCUACACGCUGCAGCGCACGCUAGGGCGACACACCUUUCCAACUUUAGGGUCGCAGAUGAUUCUUACCGCAGUGCCAACCUUCACAUCACGGGGGCACACGCGGGGCCAUCAGCAGCAGGAACACUACAUCACCAGCGUUGCUGUUGCCCGUGAGGUGGUAGGGGCGCCGCAGUCGUCGCUGCUGAUGAUGGCCUGUGGUGACUCGGCGGGGUACGUGCAUGUCGUGCCUUUCGCCCACCUGCUCGCCGAGGUUUUGAACACGACCUCGCGUGAUAAGGGCGCGAGUAGCGCAGCGCGCGUACCCAAGAGUCAUGAACUGCGCGUGUCGGCAUCCUUUCGUGCCUCGCGCAGCGGUGUGUCAUCGCUGGAGCUACUAGCCACCAACCCCUCGAAGCCGACGGUUGCGACGCCCAGUCACGCGAGCACGGAGCUACCCUCCACGGAGCGCACCACGGCCGCCACCUCGACGGCAAUGCCAUCUACUGUGCAGUUCUCCGAGCCGCAUCUGCUCGUGUUUGCUGCGGGCUUUGAUGGCAACGUGCGGGUCUUCAGUCUUUCUCCCAACACGCCACAGCAGGAUCUGCUGCCAUUGCCCCACUUCGCCCCCGCCACCUCUACCAGCACGUGGUCAGCGGUGACGACGUCGCCGCAGCUGCCCCAGCCCGUUGCCACGAGCGCUAACUAUACGAGAGUGUCGCACAGCAGGACAGUGGUGCCCAACCUGCCAGAACGCAGCUCGUCUUUUCGAACCGUUGGCGGCGGCAGGGCCUCGCUGCCGAACCACGCCGUCGGAGCAAUGUGCUACGAGGCGAAGACAGUCGGACUCUGUGGCGUGGACACGUGGGACCUAUGGGACCCGCACACCUUCAGCGAUAUCGAGCAGGCCGCAGUAAUUACUCAAGCCCACAGCGACGGCCACAUUGGCUUCGUGCUGCCAUCCAUCCUCGACGACGUAGACGAUAGCGAGGGAAACGUGGAAGGGUGUGGGGUGGCCGGGAACGCGGUCAGUGCUCCUGGAGCACGCAUCGCUGCCGUCGGUGUGGACUCCACAGCGGCGACGACGGAAAGCGGAGCCGUGUUGCUCUAUGACAUCCUGCGCAGAUCCAAGAAACAGAAGCCGGGUAGCCCCACCACCGCCGUCGGCACCUAUGCGCAGCAGCCGUUGCAUCAAUCGCGGUUAGCUGCAACAACCACCGGCGUCGCUGCGGACGGGGCGACUCCUCGUCAGUGCGGCAGCGCACCCAGGUCUCGUUCGCCGCCGUCCUCGACGCGCAUGGCUACACCUGCUGCAACGGCAGCCGUAGCCGAUACACGGGCUGCCGCAGCGUGGUCAGGGAAGGGAGAUGCCGACACCAACGACGGACCCGUACGCUAUCCAGGAUGCUGCACGAGUGCUGCACCGCCUCUGCCGCCACCACUACCGGCGCACUUCACGCCGCACACAAUCGGCGAGUUGGUGCGCGAUGCGCUGCCGUAUUCAUGGAGUCGCUCCUCCAGCGUGAGGGACGUUGUCGCGGCGUCAUCCUCUCCUCUUGGUCCGCCCAUGCAGGACGCCGCAGGCUGCGUGCGCGACGGCCACAUCUAUGGUGUUCUCUCGCCGAUCCCGCGCCCGCGGGCGAUGCGGAACCCGCUUAUACGCGUGUACCCGUUGGCCCUUCUACGGCAGAUGGGUCUGCUGCACCCCCUGGAUACCACUCCAGAUGUCGACCCAGAGACCGGGUUGCUGGUGCUCAUCUCUGCGCACGACGCCUUCAAGCCCUGGAAGACGCGGCUGCUGAGGACCGAGAGCGCGAGCACCGCCACCGCGGCACCGAACCUGAUGGCCACUUCGCCCAUGACCAGCGUCAAGUCGGUACACUCCGCACUGGCGACGGCUGAGGCGAGUCGACUGCCGUCAGCUGCGGAGACGAACGGCACUGACACAGUCAUAAACGUGCCGAGAUGCUCGUACACGUUGUCGUCCUCGCACUCUUUUUCGGAGGCGAGCGGGUUCCUGUGCCCUCGUCGCAUUACGGCGACCGCGUGGCCGACGCCGCUUUCUCUGACCCCGAAUCACACGAGGAGUGCAGGGGCGGAGGCGGAGGCGGGGUGGCGAAACAGCAGCACUGGCGCCGACGAUGCAGAGCCCGAAACGUCGGUGUUCCUGACCGAGGGAGGGGUAGACUGGACUCGUCCGAGUUUUUGCACCGCGACCCCCGCCAGCUCUAUGUGCUCUCCCCUGUGCGCCGUGGGCACGGCGACGCUGGCGGGAGAGCUGAGCUCUGCCUCUCGCCGUACGACCACAGAGGAGGAGAAGACUGCUGUGGCAGGUGCGGAUGGGUUACAGCGGGUCGCCAUCCGCCCCCCUUCCACCACAGAGUGGAAGAUGGUGUCCGACGCGGUCCGCGAUAGCGGGGAGGCGUCGUCGCGACGGUCCAUCUCGUCCGCGAACCCGAGCAGUGCCCUCGCGUGGUCGAACCGCUCGCGCCCUCCGUUAUUGCCGCCUGCAUCACUCACCUCGGCACAGUCGUUGGCGAAGCAGAAACUCACAUACCUGCGUGGCGCUUUGGGAGGCGUCGAUGCAGAGGUGCUCCGCAUGAGGGAGGAUCAGAUGAUGCUGGCGCACAUGGCUGCCCGACUGGAUUGCUCGCGGCAGGUGCCGCUGCCGGCCCAUGGAAACGCUACAGCCGCCAUGGAUGGCACAUGGACGCACUCGCCGCCAAUGAGCACCCCUGUCUUGGGCGAGUACACCUCUCGACUCAUCCGCCUGUGGCGUCAGCGCGCUGGGGACGCGGUGGUGGAGGCUGUCGCUGCCGCCCUCACAGCCCUGGGAGCUGAGGAAGCCGCAGAGACGCACAGUUCCGCCGCCGCCGCUGAGGACACGGGAACAACCACCAGCGCCGGCGCUACCACGACCUCUGCCAUGUCACACACAGCCGCUGCGCGCGCACGGGAGCCGAAGCUGGGCAGUGGCAGCUUUCCGACCCGCGGGCUGAAGGCCGGCGGUAAGGGGGCGCCGGGAAAGGCGAUGUUGUCGCCACGUCAGCGCGAUCCUACAGUGAUGGUGUCGUCUUCCCGCUCAGAGCGGCGAUCGAGCCACGGAGGCCAGGCCAACCCCCAAACGGCGUACGCCUCGAUGCUGCAGGCAGGUGCGUCCACAACGUUCGGGCUCGAGCUCUUAGCCCUGUCGCUGCCAAAUGAGCCACAGGCAGCGCCGACUCGCGCGCGGCGAUGCACUGGCCGAGGCGCCGCCGCAUCGCUGUCGGCCGGAGCAGCCGCGGCACCUCCAAGGCGGGGAGCAAGGGCGGCCGUGUCGGCGGCAGCAGCAACAGCCGUCUCGUCCAAGGCAGCUCCUCAUCUCGAGACAAGGCUGCCCAUGAUCGCCCUGCAGCAGGACGUGCAGCCCAUCCGGGUGUGCUUGCCGUCGACGCUCCGCGCCGAUGAGGGAGAGCGGAUGUGGCUGCGGCGCUUCGAGGCUGCCUUCAACAGCGUCGACAAGUGA
Messenger RNA from Leishmania major strain Friedlin, 9279 nucleotides. RefSeq lists its product as hypothetical. Bases 1 to 9279 code for a protein of 3092 amino acids. The transcript has a single exon. Gene Ontology annotation, molecular function: protein binding. Lineage: Eukaryota; Euglenozoa; Kinetoplastea; Trypanosomatida; Trypanosomatidae. The record is from RefSeq and is a predicted model, not a curated record.